Molecule: messenger RNA, 1856 nt
Organism: Paramecium sonneborni
Lineage: Eukaryota; Ciliophora; Oligohymenophorea; Peniculida; Parameciidae
Source: the annotation of a GenBank genome assembly
UAUUAUUAUGGCAAAUAAAGUAGGGGCAACUUAGAUCUAUGAAACAUAACCAAUGAAAUUUUAUGAUGAGAAUGCUGAUAAUAAUAGUAUUUUAGCUCCUUAUAAUCUUUGUCCUAAAGGAGUUUAUAUUUUGAAUAUGUGUACGACUAUUACAAAUUCAUUUUUAUUAUCAAGUAUCAAUAUAUAUAAAUAUCAUUUUAAAAGCAUCAGGAUAAGUAUAUUCUUGGGGAAAUAAUUGUGAAGAACUAGGUAGAACAUGUGCUACUUAAGCCGAAGCAUCAAGACCUGCAUUAGUUUCAUUUCAAACAAAAAUUAUGUAAAUUUGUUCAGGAAAUAAUCAUAUUCUUGCCUUAGAUGUAAAUGGUGUUGUUUAUAGUUGGGGAAGAAAUGAAGCAGGAUAACUUGGAUAAAAUGAUUUAGAUCCUGUUGCUUUACCUAAAGAAGUAGAAUUUUUCAAAAAAUCACCUGUUGUAUAAAUAUAUGCUGGAGGUGAUUCAUCAUAUGCAAUAACUAAAAAGGGAAGUCUAUUUGCUUGGGGUGAUAAUUCAAAUAAUUAACUUGGAUUAGGAGAAGGAGAUCAUUCUUCUCCUUAAUAAGUUAUUCAAACUCCUUGGGAUAAUGCUAGAGAAGUUAAAAUAGUUUAUGGUAAAAAUAAUUUAGGUUAUUUAUUUAAUAUUGAUAACAUUACUAAAGAACAAGAAAAUUAGAUUGUCAAUAUGCAAUUAAAAGAAGCCCAAGAAGAAAUCAUGAAACUAUAAUAAAAACUAAAUGAAUAAAAUAGUUUGUCUGCCAAAUAACCAGUUAUUGUUGAAAAAACUCUGGGAGAAGAUUAAUUACUUAAAAAUAUCUAAACUUAAAUACAAUCCGCUACUGGAUAAUCUAAUUCUUAAGAAAAUACUCUUAAAUAAACAGAAGAAGAAAUUCUUUAAUUAGAAAAGGAUUUACAAAGUAUCAAAUAAUAAUUAUGUAAAAUAUUGACUUAAUUAAUUUAGUUGAUAUUUUUGCAAAAGAAAAUGAAUUGAAUAAUUAAAGAGAAGAAGUUGAUAUGUAAGUUAGAAAAUUAGAAAGAAGUGAUUAAGGUAAAUCAGCUGAACAUGAAUUAAAAAUUAAAGAAUAAAAAAGAAUUAAAGAAUUAUUCUAAGCAAAUGAUAAUAUUAAAAAUAAUUUAUUAAAAAGGUAGAAUCAAUCAGAAGAAACUAAGCUAAGAAAAUAAGAAGAAUUAGGUAAAUAAAGAGAAAAAGCAAAGGAUUUAUAAAAUCUUAUAUCCUUAUUAAAAAUUGUUGAAACUGAUAGAAAAAUCACAUUAAAAAAGAAGUUUUUAGAACAAAAUAAAGUUGAUUUAGAGAAAUUCAUGGAAAAAAUUACUCAUUUUUUUAGAGAAAUGUGCGAUUGUAACAUAGCUGAAAUAGCCAAAAAAACAAAUUAAUUAUCUGGAAUGGCUAAUAUUAUAAAAUAAAGUAAUGAGAAAUUAUCAUACAUAAAAAAUGAAUUAUUGGGAUUUAAAAUAAAUUCUAGUGAUGAAAGUUAUGAAAUUUUAUCAAAAAUUUUAGAUAUUUUAUAGGAUAAUUUAAAUUUGAGAAAAAAACUAAAUGAUUAUAUGGUAGGAGUAAUAAUGAUGAGCGAAGAAAAAACUUAAUAGCCAAUAAAAGUUCAAGAGAUUUAGAAUUAACAAUAAAAAAAGUUAUAGUAGUUUAUUGAGAAAUAGCAAAAAGAAUUAUAGGAGAUAGGGAGAUUAUAAAUAGAUGGUAGAAAAUAUAAGGCUUAAGUUCAAUCAAUUAAUAAUAUGAAGCUUAAAUAGAGAGAUGUAAGAUAUGAAUGUUAAUUUUAGUUCUGCUUUGGUUUAAUAUGAUGAGGAA